Oryza sativa Japonica Group (Japanese rice) is the source of this 1205-nucleotide messenger RNA. Lineage: Eukaryota; Viridiplantae; Streptophyta; Magnoliopsida; Poales; Poaceae. The record is from RefSeq and is a predicted model, not a curated record.
AAAAUGGCAGCCUCCAAAAAAAAAAAGCCCCCAAAAUUGUGUCCGGAAACCGGCCAAAUCACCCUUAAAAAAAUCUUAACGCCAGCGUCCGCGAGCACCAGAAGCCGACGCACACAGCCGCAGCAGCAGCAGUCGCGCACACACGAGCCACGAAGACGAUGGCCACGGCCACGGCGCUCUCCCUGAGCGGCGGCGGGGGCGGGGGCUGCGGCGGCAGGUACCCCGCCACGGUGGCGCGGCGGUGCUGCUGCGCCGUCCCGCGGUCGCGGCGGGGUCCCGCGCCGCGGCGGCGCCUGGGCCUGGCGGCGUCCAGGGCGGACGACUCGUCGCCCGCGCCGUUCGAGAUGACGCUGGAGGGCGCGCUGAAGCUGCUGGGCGUCGCCGAGGGCGCAUCCUUCGACGACAUCAUGCGCGCCAAGAACGCCGUCCUCGCAUCCUGCAAGGACGACCAGGACGCCGUCGCGCAGGUUGAGGCUGCCUAUGACAUGCUGCUUAUGCAGAGCUUAUCACAGCGAAGGGCUGGCAAGGUUGUUGAUAACAGCAUCCGCUAUGCUGACGUCAAACCUGUAAAAAGUGCAGGUUCAGGCACAGUACCACAGUGGAUGCAAGCAACCAUGAAGAACGCACCCGUGACAUUUGAGGCUCCAUCUUCGAGCAGCUUGGGUAUCCAAUCAUGCGUUUAUGGUGCACUGAUGGUUUUCACUUAUGCUAGUGGAAGCGCUACAUCUUUACCAUCAACAUACACUAGCCCUGAUGUGCCUGGAUUUAUCUUAGCAACAGGAUUUGGUGCUUCAUUGUAUUUCCUGACAAAGAAAAAUAUGAACUUAGGUAAAGCGGCAUUGAUUACUGUUGGGGGUCUUGCGGUCGGUGCGACAGUCGGAUCUGCUGUGGAGAAUUGGCUACAGGUUGAUGUUGUGCCCUUUCUAGGCGUUCACUCCCCUGCUGUUGUUGUCAGUGAAUUUAUUCUGUUCUCCCAAUUGUUGGUCUCGCUGUUUGUUAGAUAGGAUUAAAAACAAGUUGUCAGCCUGGCCUGUAAUUAACCGAGAUGAGCUAGCUCCGAAAAAGUCACGAAAAUGCAUCUUUCUCCUGAAGAUGCCAGCAGCUGUGUAUAGCAAACAAUACAUCGACGUCACUAUCCUUUAUACUUUAAAGAUAACUUGUAUCUAGUCUCUUUUCAGUCCAAAUCUUGCUCUUCCUUACUGAAA